Knipowitschia caucasica is the source of this 4506-nucleotide messenger RNA. NCBI's taxonomy places the organism in Eukaryota, Metazoa, Chordata, Actinopteri, Gobiiformes, Gobiidae. The record is from the annotation of a GenBank genome assembly.
AUGCUUAUGGCCCGAGACACGGCGCGGGAUGAGGCCCAGAAGCUGCACAGGAAGUGGCUGAAGCACCAGGCCUUUAUGGCAGAGCUGGCCCGCAACAAGGAAUGGCUGGCCAAGAUAGAACAGGAGGGGCAGGAGCUGAUCCAGGAGAAGCCUGAACUGCGCUCGGUUGUGCAGCAGAAACUGGAGGAGAUCAGAGAAUGUUGGUCCGAUCUGGAAAUCACCACAAAGGCCAAGGCGCGGCAGCUUUUCGAGAACAACAAGCCUGAGCCAGUUGUCAAGAGCUACUCGGACCUGGACAGCCAGCUCUCCCACCUGGAGCAGCAGCCCCCUCAGCUGGAGCAAGCCCACCACCUGCCCACCUUCAACCAGCAGCUGCAGAAGUUCCAGGCAAUGGAGUCUCAGAUUGGGGACUUCUACAAAGAUGUGGGGGACCUGGGUGCCUUACAGGGGGUCUGCGUCCCCCAGCGAGGCCUGAUGGCGGGAGAGGCGGAGGGAGCUGAGCAGCCUGGCAUGGUGGAGACUCGCAUCGUCCGGCUCAUCGAACCACUGAAGGAGCGCCGCCGUAUCCUGUUAGCGUCUAAAGAGAUGCACCAAGUCGCACAGGACCUGGAGGACGAGAUACUGUGGAUUCAGGAGAGGCUCCCGUCAGCGACUUCUAAAGACUUCGGCAGCAGCCUCCAGAGUGUCCAGCAGCUGGUCAAGAAACACCAGACUCUCCAGAGGGAGCUCUCGGGCCGGCGUGCCCGCGUGGAGGAGGUGCUGGACCGGGCCGGGAUCAUCGCAUCUCUCCGGACUCCUGAGGUGGAGUUUGUGCGGGAUGGAGCAGGGCACGUGCGGCAGCUGUGGGAAGUGUUGCAGUUGGAAACAGAGAGGAGAUCAGUGCUGCUGGGCGCCACCCUCCAGGCCCAGCAGUACUACAGUGAGGCUGCAAAAGUGGAGUCCUGGCUGUCAGAGCAGAAGCUACAGCUGGCCAACGAGGAGAAGGGAACGGACGAGGCCAGCACACUGCAGCUGCUGAAGUCUCAUCUGUCUCUGGAGCAGACCGUGGAGACGUAUGCAGAGACUGUCGGAAUGCUCUCCCAACAGUGUCAGUGCCUCUUGGGCCUUGGACAUCCUGACAGUGAGCAGAUCACCAAGCAGCAGUCCCACAUAGACCGGUUAUAUGUGUCUCUAAAGGACAUGGUGGAGCACAGGAAGACCAGGCUGGAGCAGCAAUACUGGCUCUAUCAGCUCAAUAAGGAGGUGGAGGAACUGGAGAAGUGGAUUACAGAGCGGGAAAUGGUCGCCAGCUCAACAGAGCUUGGCAAUGAUCUGGAGGAUGUUACCGUGCUUCAAGAGAAAUUCACCAAAUUUGCAACAGAAACAAACAGUACUGGGCAGCAUCGUCUGGAUCAGGUGAACAAAAUGGUGAACGAGAUGAUCGACUGUGGGCACUCCGACGCGGCCACCAUCGCCGAGUGGAAGGACGGACUGAACGAGUCCUGGGCCGACCUGCUGGAGCUGAUGGAGACUCGCAGACAGAUGCUCACGGCUUCACACCAACUACACAAGUUCUUCACCGACUGCAAAGAGAUUCUGGCUCAAAUCAUGGGGAAGAUGAAGCAGCUGCCAGAGGUCAGGGCGUGCCAAGCUAACAUCACCAAUCCUGCCACUCUGCAGAGACUCAUGCACUCCUUUGAACAUGCCCUUCAACUCCUGGUGGGGCAGGUGAGGCAGAUGCAGGAGAAUGCGGCCCAGCUCAGGACCAUCUAUGCUGGGGAGAAGGCAGAAGCCAUCAUGAUCAAAGAACAGCAGAUCAUGGAGGCGUGGAGAGAACUGCUGAGCUCGUGUGAGGCCAGUCGAGUCCAGGUCACCUCUGUGACUGACAAAGUGCAGUUCUUUUCUCUGGUCCGAGAACACCUCAUGUGGAUGGAAGGGGUCAUGGGACAGAUCAUGUGGGACGAGCCGAGGGAUCAAAUAUCUUUGGAGUUAAUGAUGAGACAACACCAGGAGCAAAAAGCCAAAAUAGAAAACCGCAGCAAGACCAUACAGCAGUGUGCCGAUCUGGGCAAAAUCCUCAUUGCUGCAGGCAAUCCUGCAUCUGACGAGAUAAAAGAGAAGUUGGACAGUCUUCUGGCAAAACAAUGUGCUCUCAACGAUAAGUGGGAAAAACACCAAGAAAGAUUGCUAUCUAAGCAGGAGCACUUCCAGUUUGCGCAGGAGACAGUGAAGGCGGAGGCAUGGCUAAAGGCCAAAGAGCCACUGAUUACAUCCAGGGAGGCUGACGUGGGACAGGCCCAGGCCCAGACAGACGAGGUGGAGCAGCUCAUCCUUCGCCAUGAAGCCUUCCGCAAGGCUGCUGUAACCUGGAAAGAGCGCUUCAGCUCCCUCCGCCAGCUUUCUGCAGCUGAGAAGAAAAAGGAAGAAGAUAAAAAGAUGCCUCUGUCCAGUCGUAGAAUGUUUCCGUUAUCCUGCCUGACUCCUGGUGCUUCCUCUACUUCUACCUCUCUUUUUUUGAGGCAGACGGUACAGGCGCAGAUAGAACCCAAGCCUUUACAGAGCACUCUGGAGCUGGGAGCCACCCUGGCCUCUCAGAGACUGUCCGCGAGCCUAAGCAAUUACAAUCCAGUCCUCAACGGAUCGGGCUACCACUCACUGGAUCAGCAUGGAAGUUCCAAGAUCAGUAGCUCCUCAUACCUUGGAAUGAACCACCUAACACCUGCCCCCACGUCUGAGGCUGGCCUGUCUGCUCUGGCCUCUCAUAGCACUGGAGUUGAUGCCUCUUUUACUGGAAUAAACCAUCAAACAGGGGCAAUCGGGGAACCCUCUAGCUACUUUGGACUAAGCGCUGUUGGAGGUUCUAGUCUCUCCAACCAUAACCAUUUAGGCAGUGGAAGACUGGGGAGUUCGGGAAAUCUGGCUACACAGCCAGGAGGCGUAGGAUUUUCCAGUCCAGGCUUUCUUUCUCAGCCGCAAAGCAUGGGAAGUUCGGGAUAUCUGGCACAAACACAAAACGUUGGAGGUUCUGGAUAUGUGAGUCAACAGCCUAAUUUAGGGAGUACCGGAUACUUGGCACAACAGUCUCAAUUAGGGAGUUCGGGAUUCUUAGCACAGAAUUAUCAGGGCAGUGGUAGCUUGGGCAGCUCAGGCUUUCUGGCACAAAAUCACUACAGCAGUGGUAGUCUAGGCAGUUCAGGUUAUUUAGCCCAGAGCGGUGGCAUCAUGGACCCAAAAAUGGCCUAUGCCUGGCAGCAUCUGAAAGCUGAUUUUAUGCAGCCCAGAAUCAACCACAUACACAAGGCAGUGAAUCCUCUUCUGGAGGCCAGUAGGAUUCAGCGAGAGCAGUAUGGAGACAUUCCCAUGGCUGACAUGGGACCAGAGUCUGGGCUGGAGUUACUCCAUGGGCGUCUGCAGAGAGACCCCCGAGGCAGUCGCUCUGACCCUCAGAUGGAUCAUCUGCGGCGGGAGAGGGAGUACAAGCUGGGCCGCCAGACCUCCAGUGAGCAGGAGAUCCAAGCCCGGCUCAAUGAACUGCCUAUGAUUGUGCGACAGGAGCGAUACCGCAGACGAUUAGAGCGGCAGUCGUCUAGUGAGCAAGAGGGGAGUGGCAAGCAGCGGAUACCCAGGCAAGACUCCAGCGACCUGGAAGGAUCGGGGAAGGAGGGCUCGGAUAAGCGCUCAGGCGAGAAGAGAUCCACAAUGGCAGAGAUUGUCGAACAGGCUCAGGAGCGAGAAGCUGCAAAUGCACGAGGAGAGCCUUACCGACCUCCCAGCAGCCUCUCUGCUCCUGUCACCAGAUUUGACGGACGUCCUAGAGCCAGAGACAGGCCCAAACCCAGGAGAAGGCCCCGCCCUAAAGAGCCAGAGGAGCCAAGGCGGUCCCGUUCAGCCCCAGCCACUGGUGCACCCACAACCCCCCAGCCCCCCUCUCUCACUGCCCACAACGAAGGCUUCCUCUACCGCAAGAAAGCCACCACCUCUGAACUGGAGGCUCAGCAGAGGAGCCCCAACAGUAAAACUUGGGUGAAUGUCUACUGUGUGCUGAAAGAGGGGCAGCUGAAAUUCUUCAAAGAUGCAAGGAAUCAUAGUACAACUUACAAUGAAGAGCCCCCAGUGGAAAUGUGCAACUGCACCUUUGACCCAUCCAUGGGGUACAAGAAGAAGAAGAACGUUUUCAUUGUGCAAAUGAACGAUGGAAACAACUUCAUAUUCCAUGCAAAAGAUGAGGAGGACCUAAAGGCCUGGACGUCCAACAUCACGUCUGCUAUCGCAGAGAACGAGCCCAUGGCCAAGUGGGACCAGCCUGGUACAUCAGGUCUGGAGGCUGAUCGCUCUGAGCGGAAGGAGAAGUCUGAGGGCGAUGCUGACGCUCGCUCCGAGCGCUCGGAACUACUGGUGGGAGAAGAGCGCUCCGAGAAGGAGAGGUCAGAGAAAGGAGACGGCUCGGAGAAGCUAGACACAUCAGAAAUUGCUGAUAAAUUUGAGGGUGGGGCUGGAGGCUCCAGCACCUCUGGGAAGAGCAAAUGA